Messenger RNA from Spirodela intermedia, 3670 nucleotides. The record is from the annotation of a GenBank genome assembly. Lineage: Eukaryota; Viridiplantae; Streptophyta; Magnoliopsida; Alismatales; Araceae.
AUGGCGUCGGCUAUCAGCACCAUGUCAUUGGCGGCACCCAGCGGCCUGCCGGUGGACAACAAGCUCACAGGCUUGACCAGUCGGUCAGCGCAGUUGUCCUCUCUCGCUUCAAUAUCUUCUGCUUCCUUCGGCGGAGAAAGAAAGGGGAUGCGCCUGCGCAGAAGGUCUGCUACUCCCGUAGUCAAGGCCAUGGCGAAGGAGCUCUACUUCAACAAGGACGGAUCUGCAAUUAAGAAGCUCCAGGUGAGCUUGCCAGAUUCAUGCAGUUAUCUUUCGAUUGGAUAACCUCCUAGAUUGUCUGUAGCUGUGCCUGUGGCUAAGGAUGCUAUGUUGUUGCUUACUCAUUUCAGACGGGCGUGAAUAAGCUUGCUGAUCUUGUUGGCGUUACCCUUGGACCGAAAGGGAGAAACGUCGUCCUGGAGAGCAAGUACGGCUCUCCCAAGAUUGUUAACGAUGGUGUGACCGUGGCCAGAGAGGUAUCACCAGUGCUUUUGCUUUCUGGUCUUUUCUCCCAUCCAACCCAUCUUUUUUUUUCUCUAUUCUCUUUUUCCAAUGAACCAUGCGCCUUUCUUUUUCUGGGUUUCUUUAUUCCUUCAUGGGAGUUUGUCGGUAAUCCCAAGUUUUCAAUUCAUAACCUCGAAGGAUUCAGGUUAAUGUCAUCUACUGUGCGUAUUAUGGUGACGUGAAGUUUAAAUGUCCUUGGCAUGUUGUCAUAGCUUCUUCCCUAUGGAGAUUUCGAUUUAUUUUACUUAUAUUUGAUACCUACAGGUGUGGUCUUUAUCCGUUUCGCCUUUACUUUUGUUGAGGGACUUCAGUCUUUGAAAUGUCUUACUCCUGCAUCUGCGGGUUUCUUAUCGUUUUGAGAGGCUUUUGAUUUAUCUGCCUUCUGAGUGCUUAAUCUGAGUGUUCUUCCUCUUCUAGGUAGAGUUGGAGGACCCCGUGGAGAACAUUGGUGCCAAGCUCGUGAGGCAAGCAGCUGCCAAGACCAAUGAUUUGGCUGGAGAUGGCACGACCACCUCCGUCGUCCUUGCUCAGGGUUUGAUCGCUGAGGGUGUUAAGGUAUGAUGCGAAUUCAAUUGCCUAUCAUCUGUUCAUCUUUGAAGUUUGAAAGGUGUAUUUUCUUUUUCUCAUAAGAGCCUGUUCUGGUUCAGGUGGUUGCCGCUGGGGCCAACCCUGUUCAGAUUACUCGUGGGAUUGAGAAAACAGCUAAAGCUCUUGUUGCUGAACUUAAAUUGAUGUCGAAAGAGGUAAUCAGGCUACAGUUCCGAAGGUCUCCACUUCUGUAUUCAAGGAGUCAGCAUCACGGAGCUUGUUUUUCUCUGCAUCUUCUUUGGAGGAUCCACCAUGAUAGAGCCUGGCUUUUUAUGCAUCUUAGUUUUCCAGCUCACCAUUAUAGAGCUUGCAUUCUUUAACGUUUGCAUUCGAGGAUUCACCAUAUGAUAGUGCUUGUCUCUUCUCUGCUUCUUUCUUGGAGGAUCCACCAAGAUGGAGCUUGUUUCGUCACUUUUUAGCUAGUAAAGUGGAGGUGGGUCAUCGUGGUUUGGUUUUCUGUGUGUCGCAGGUUGAAGACAGUGAGCUUGCUGAUGUUGCUGCUGUCAGCGCCGGUAACAACUACGAAAUAGGGAACAUGAUCGCAGAAGCCAUGAGUAAGGUCGGCCGGAAGGGCGUGGUCACACUGGAGGAAGGGAAGAGCGCUGAGAACAACCUCUACGUCGUGGAGGGAAUGCAGUUUGACCGUGGCUACAUCUCUCCGUACUUCGUGACCGACAGUGAGAAGAUGUCCAUCGAAUAUGAGAACUGCAAGGUUCGGUGCCAUUGAUUAAUUUCUGGAGGGGCCCUUCCUUUUGCAGCUUCGUUAUUCAUGCUUUCUGAUCUUCUUCUUCUUCUUCUUCUUCUCUGGCAGCUGCUUCUUGUUGACAAGAAGAUCACCAACGCCAGGGACCUCAUCAACGUCCUCGAGGAUGCCAUCAGAGGAGGAUACCCGAUCUUGAUCAUCGCCGAGGACAUUGAGCAGGAAGCCCUCGCCACCCUCGUCGUGAACAAGCUCAGAGGGGCCCUCAAGAUCGCCGCCCUCAAAGCCCCCGGCUUUGGUGAGCGCAAGAGCCAGUACCUUGACGACAUUGCCAUCCUCACCGGAGGUGAACCCCCCGCCCUCUGCGACUGUAAAUCGUGACUGGUUCUUCUUCUUCUUCUUCUUCUUCUUCUCUUGUAAAGAUCUAGGGAGGAAUGAUUUUUUCUGUUCAUGUGCAGCGACUGUGAUCAGAGAGGAGGUGGGACUUUCCUUGGACAAGGCGGACAAGGAUGUCUUGGGGCUGGCGGCGAAGGUGGUGUUGACCAAGGAUGCCACCACCAUCGUCGGCGAUGGAACCACCCAGGAGGAGGUCACCAAGCGCGUCGCGCAGAUCCGCAACCUGAUCGAGGUGCCGCCUAAAUACACUUUCUGUAAUUGGCCACUUGGAUGUUUGAUUGACUUUCUGCUGAUGGGGUUUUGGGCGUCUUCUUCAGGUGGCUGAGCAGGAGUACGAGAAGGAGAAGCUCAACGAGAGAAUUGCCAAGCUCUCCGGCGGCGUGGCCGUCAUCCAGGUGCUUCUAGGGUUCCCUCCAUCCCUUCUCUGCCAUGAGAAUCCUCUGAAAUCUCUCCUCUCUUCUCGUGUACCCACACUGUUUCCCUCUUCUGUGCAGGUGGGAGCUCAGACAGAGACCGAGUUGAAAGAGAAGAAGCUCAGGGUUGAAGACGCCCUCAACGCCACAAAGGUACAACGGCUCUCCUUCCUCCUUUCCUCAUCUGGGCAUGUUUCAGUUUUCGAGCUCCAGCUUCUGACUGAGUCUCCCCUGGUUCUUUGGCUUCACAGGCGGCGGUGGAGGAAGGCAUUGUCGUCGGCGGCGGGUGCACUCUCCUCCGGCUGGCGGCCAAGGUUGACGCCAUCAAGGAUACCUUGGAGAAUCACGAGCAGAAGGUAGGUCGCUUUCCUCUCUCUCUCUCUCUCGCUCUCUCUCUAUCUCUAUCUCUAUCUCUCUCUAUCUCUCUCUUCUCCUGAUGUCUUCCUCUUCGUUCAGGUCGGAGCAGAUAUCGUCAAGCGGGCUCUCAGCUACCCACUGAAGCUGAUCGCCAAGAACGCCGGCGUCAAUGGAAGCGUGGUCACCGAGAAGGUAAACUCCAUCCCCUCUCUCUGUCUGUCUUUAUUUCUAUCUCUGGCGAUCGUUGACCAAGGAGGAGAAAUGGCCGCUCGUGGUCUGCAGGUGCUGGCCAGCGACAACCCGAGGUUCGGGUACAACGCCGCAACGGGCAAGUACGAGGAUCUGAUGGCCGCCGGAAUCAUCGACCCAACCAAGGUGAGAAAAUAGUCUGAAAAUCCGCCAUCCUUGAGUUUUUGUCUGAAGAUCUGCCAUCAUUGACUUGUUCGAAUAAUCUGGGGAGCAGGUAGUGAGGUGCUGCCUGGAGCACGCGGCGUCGGUGGCGAAGACUUUCCUGACGUCCGACGUGGUCGUGGUUGACAUUAAAGAGCCUGAGCCGCUGCCCGCCGCCAACCCCAUGGACAACUCCGGUAGGUCCCUUCUCUCUCGUCUUUCCUCCCAUCGCCGCUGCCAUCUCCGCCCCUUCUCCGCUUGGUCUGACGGUCUUCUCCGUUUCUCUCCCUCUCUCUUGUCGUCGGCAGGUUACGGCUACUGA